AUGAAACCAACCCUCCUCACGGCGCUCGCCGCCACCUUUCUCACCAGCCAAACCCAAGUUUCCGCCCAGGCCCAAGACAAAUUCACCAACCCCAUCCUCUACUCCGACUUCCCCGACAACGACAUCUCCCCCGGCCCCGACGGCGCCUUCUAUUUUUUGUCUUCCAACUUCCACUACAGCCCCGGCGCCCCCCUCCUCCGUUCCCACGACCUCAUCAACUGGGAAUGGGUCGGCCACACCGUCCCGCGCCUCACCUUCGGCAACGGCUACGACCUCCCGCCCCCCACCGUCAACGAUGAUGGGACUGUAACCCCGGGCGAGAGGGCGUAUAGGGGAGGUACGUGGGCGUCGAGUAUGAGGUACCGGCCUAGUGAUGGGUUGUGGUAUUGGAUUGGGUGUACGAAUUUUUGGAAUACGUGGGUUUAUACGGCCCCGGCCCCCGAGGGCCCGUGGGAACAGGUCGCGUGGUUGGGGAAUGAGGAGUGUUUUUAUGAUAAUGGGUUGUUGGUUGAUGAUGUGCCCGCGGCCGAGGGGGAAGAGGAUACGUUGUAUGUGGUGUAUACGUGGUCGGGACAAAGCGUGGUGAACGUGACGCAGCUCGCGGCAGACGGGAAGAGUAUUGUGCGGACAGAGACGGUGUUGACACCCGCAGAUGUGGGCGUGGAUGGGUUGGAGGGGAACAGGUUGUACAAGAUCAACGGGACGUAUUAUAUCCUGAACGAUCAUCCCGGGUCAACGGCGUAUGUGUGGAAGUCGGAUUCUCCCUGGGGUCCGUAUGAGGCGAAAGCGUUGGCGGAUCAGGUGCCGGGCCCCGUGCCGGGGGGUGGUGUGCCGCAUCAGGGGAGCUUGGUGGAGGCGGCGCCGGGGGAGUGGUAUUUCAUGUCGUUUACGUGGGCGUAUCCGGGGGGGAGGUUGCCGGUGUUGGCGCCCGUGGUGUGGGGGGAGGAUGGGUUUCCAACGUUGGUGACGAAUACUUCUGCCGGGGGGGAGGGUAGUUGGGGAGUGAGCUACCCGCUUCCGCUGCCGAGUCAGCCGUUGAACUAUACCUGGACGUCUAACAGUUACGACUUCACCGCGCUGAGCGAGCUCCCGCCUGCGUUUGAGUGGAACCACAACCCGGACGAGUCCUCCUACGCGCUGAGUGCUGAGGCAGGGUUGACACUUUCAACGGCUACGGUCACGGAUGACUUGUACUCGGCCCGCAACACGCUCACGCACCGGGCCUAUGGCGAGUUCCCGGCUGCCACGGCCUGGCUCAACAUCUCGCAGCUGGCCGACGGUGACCGGGCCGGGUUGGCUGUGUUCCGCGACCGCAGCUCGUACAUUGGCGUGCACAAGUUACCUGCGGAUGGCAACAACACGGAAAGCCGGCUGGAGGUGGUAACGUGGUUCAACGCGACGAUUGACGAGUACGGCGGCGCGACGCUGGAUUUGGGUGCCGUGACGGACAGCGUGGAGAUUCCCGUGGACACGGAGAGUGUGUGGUUCCGCGUGGGCAUGGAUGCGCGGGCGGAUGGGACGCAUCUGGCGACAUUUGGGUACCGGGUUGGUGUGGAGGAGGGCGGGGAGUUUACGGCGCUGGGCGGGGAGUAUGAGCUGUACACGGGCUGGGCUUUCUUCUUGGGCUAUCGGUUUGCGCUGGUUAACUAUGCGACCCAGGCGCUGGGGGGGAGCGUAGAUGUGUUGCGGUUUGCGACGGAGUAA
Messenger RNA from Dichotomopilus funicola, 1704 nucleotides. RefSeq names its product glycoside hydrolase. Lineage: Eukaryota; Fungi; Ascomycota; Sordariomycetes; Sordariales; Chaetomiaceae. The record is from RefSeq and is a predicted model, not a curated record. The transcript has a single exon. Gene Ontology annotation, molecular function: hydrolase activity, hydrolyzing O-glycosyl compounds. Gene Ontology annotation, biological process: carbohydrate metabolic process. Bases 1 to 1704 code for a protein of 567 amino acids.